AUUUGCUUUGUAAAAAGAAACCCAAAACAAUAUGGCAAAACUUCUCUUCUCCCUCUCACUCCUCCUUCCUCUUCUCUCCACCACCACCGCUGCCGUCGGUCGCCACCCUCACGACUCACUCUCCCCUGACGAGUUCGAACUCACCCGAUCACUCAUAACAAAUUCCAACCCCUCCACCAACGUAACCUUCCAAUACGUCGCCCUCGCCGACCCGCCCAAGCAAUCAGUCCUCGCAUGGCUUUCAAACCCCAAAACCCCUCCGCCACCACGUCGCGCCACCGCCAUUGUCCGGUUAAACAAAGCCACACAUGAAAUCCUCAUAGACCUAGUAAAAAAAUCCAUCCUCUCGGACCAGGUCUACUCCGGUCCAGGGUACGCACCAUUUACAUUCGAGGAGCAGUUUGCAGCUGCGGCUUUGCCACUGUCCCACCCGCCGUUUGAGGCAGCGGUGAAAAAAAGAGGACUGAAAAUAGAAAAGGUGGUUUGUAUAUGUUUUAGCGUUGGAUGGUUUGGGGAGAAAAGGAAAAUGGAAAAGAGGAUUGUGAAAGUUCAAUGUUUUGAUUUGGAUGGGAGUUUGAAUUAUUACAUGAGGCCUGUGGAAGGAGUUAUAGUGAUCGUUGAUCUUGAUGAGAUGAAGAUUGUUGGGUUUCGUGAUAGAUAUAGGGUCCCAAUGCCUAAGGCGAGUGGGACUGAAUACAGAGCAUCAAAGCUCAAACCACCAUUAUUGCCACCUUUGAAUGGAAUUAAGAUGGUGCAACCGGAUGGCCCUAGCUUUAAAAUCGAUGGCCAUUCUAUUAGUUGGGCGAAUUGGAAUUUUCAUUUGAGCUUAGAUGAGAGAGCAGGCCCAAUUAUUUCACUAGCAUCAAUCUACGAUAUAGAAAAGCAAAAACGUCGACAAGUAAUGUACAGAGGAUUCAUAUCGGAGCUGUUCGUGCCAUACAUGGAUUUAAACGAAGAAUGGUACUACCGAACGUUUUUCGACGCUGGCGAGUACGCCUUGGGACAGUGUGCCGUGUCAUUACAGCCGCUUCAAGAUUGUCCGGAAAAUGCCGUGUUUAUGGACACCUACACGGCUGCGGGAGAUGGAAGACCGGUGAAGAUGUCCAACACUUUUUGUAUAUUUGAACGCCAUGCUGGUGAUAUCAUGUGGCGUCAUACGGAGGGCAACAAGAACGUUCCUAAUACACCUAUUACAGAGACGAGGACGGAAACAAGCUUAGUGGUGAGGAUGGUGGCUACUGUGGCAAACUAUGACUAUAUUGUAGAUUGGGAAUUUAAGCAGAGUGGCUCCAUUGCUGUUGAUAUUGGGUUAACUGGUUUGCUAGCAGUUAAAGCAUCAAAGUACACUCACAAUGACCAAAUAAAGGAAGAAGUUUAUGGCCCAUUGUUAGCCGAGAAUACGAUCGGUGUCCAUCAUGACCACUUCGUCACUUUCCACCUCGAUCUUGACAUGGACGGCGUUGCCAAUUCCGCUGUCAAAUCCAAUCUCCGCACAGUUCGAUCGCGGGAUCCCAAUUCCCCUAGACUAAGUUAUUGGACAGUCAUCGCCGAGACAGCCAAAACAGAGGAUGAUGCGAUGAUCAAACUCGGCCACCAAGAGGUCGAGGUGUCCAUCGUUAAUCCCAAUCAAAAGACCAAAGUGGGAAAUCCCGUCGGCUACCGUCUGAUCCCAAGGUCCACGGCGGGUCCCCUUUUAAGUCCUGACGAUUACCCUCAAAUAAGGGGAGCUUUCACCAAUUACGAUGUGUGGGUUACACCAUAUAAUAGCUCCGAAAAAUGGGCUUCUGGACUCUUCACUGAUCAAAGCCAUGGAGACGAUACCUUAGCUACUUGGACUCUCAGGAACAGGAAGAUAGAGAACGAGGACAUAGUGAUGUGGUACACAAUGGGGUUUCAUCAUGUGCCUUGCCAAGAAGAUUACCCGUUAAUGCCAACUUUAAAACGUGGCUUUGAGCUUAGACCAACCAAUUUCUUUGAGAGCAAUCCUGUUCUUAAAGUCACCCCACCCCGCAUAGUCAACUUGACCAAUUGCUCUUAGACUUCAAACCAUAACUAAACCCUCCAUCUCCUUUGGAUUGUACUUUAAGAAUAAACUUCAUUAACACAACACUCAUACUACUUAUGUUUUUUAAUCCUUAAAAGAAUAUAGAAACAUAUCAGUACCUUUAUUUGAAUAACAAGCUAAAUGAGUUGUGUCA
Molecule: messenger RNA, 2198 nt
Organism: Cucumis sativus (cucumber)
Lineage: Eukaryota; Viridiplantae; Streptophyta; Magnoliopsida; Cucurbitales; Cucurbitaceae
Product: primary amine oxidase
Exons: 5
Coding region: 32-2038 (668 amino acids)
Biological process (GO): amine metabolic process
Molecular function (GO): quinone binding; copper ion binding; primary methylamine oxidase activity
Source: RefSeq, a predicted model, not a curated record